AUGAUGAAGAUGUAUUUGUUUCAAGUUGUUGUUUUGAUUUUAUUGUCUAAUUCUAUAAAUGCUGAUGAGAAUAAACAUAAACAAGCUGAGCUUCGUGCUCGUUUAUCUCAAGCUAAAUCUAUUCAAGAAGUUUUGGUUAUUCUUAAAAGUUCAGACAGCAGAGGUAGUCUAUCACUCAUUUCUCCUGAUUCGUUGAAAAAAGAACAAGAAACAAUUAGAGCAACUGCUCAAAUGCUAAAGACAGACAUGCAUUCGAGCAUUGAACCUCGCAAUGGUGGAUGUGAACCUCGUGUUUUAUGCGAAGAAGUGCCUGUUGAUCGUACAAUAGGUAAUAAUGUAAUAUCGUAUCCGCAAUGUCUUGAAAUACAUCGGUGUGGCGGUUGUUGCCAAGACGCUCAAUUUUCUUGUAUACCGAUUCAACAAGAUCCAGUGACAUUCAGUCCAUUAUUACUGAUUUCUUUGGAUGAUACAAAUCAAUAUGAAGUUAAUCGUCCAUUAACAUUAAUGAAUCAUACAAAAUGUGAAUGUAAAUGCAGCAAGAAAGAGGAUGAAUGUCAACAAGAAGGCAAAAUACUUGAUUCAAUCUUAUGUCAAUGUAUUCAACCACGUUGUUCACCAGAAUGUCUUAUAUCCUCAACAUGUUCAAUUGUGCCUGGUAGUAGUACACCACGAUGUACAUGUCGUCGUCGUAUACAAGGACAGCCGAGCAAUUUUUGUUCAAAUCCUAACCAACGACCAAAUCAUAUGUGCACACGAUGUGAAACAUUUUAUGGCUGA
Messenger RNA from Rotaria socialis, 777 nucleotides. The record is from the annotation of a GenBank genome assembly. NCBI's taxonomy places the organism in Eukaryota, Metazoa, Rotifera, Eurotatoria, Philodinida, Philodinidae.